UUGAAGACCAAAAUUAUAACCUAUUUAAUUCCAAUUAUAUUUAACUGAUUACCGGUGCAUGAUACCAAUAAUAUUUUUAAAAAAACGAUAACGCGUUAAAAACAUUUUAAUUUUGUUUUUCCAUAGGACGAACAUUAUUUGCAAUAUAACAAAAUGAAUUCAUUAUCGGCUAAUUCAUUAACAGGAGCACAAAAAAGUGAAUUAAUGGAACAGGUUAAACAGCAAAUUGCUGUUGCCAAUGCACAAGAAUUAUUAACGAAAAUGAUUGAGAAAUGUUUUAAAAAAUGUGUUAUCAAACCAGGUACAUCAUUAGAUAGUACCGAACAGAAAUGUGUGGCAAUGUGCAUGGACAGAUAUAUGGAUACAUUUCAUCUUGUAUUUAAAGCAUAUAGCAAUCGUUUGCAACGAGAACGCAAUAGAAUGUAAAUAUAUGAUACAUUAUAAAGAAAUUGUUUUUUUUUUUGUUUUGUUAUUGUGUACAUUAUAGCUCAUUAAA
Messenger RNA from Polistes dominula (European paper wasp), 496 nucleotides. Its product is annotated as mitochondrial import inner membrane translocase subunit Tim13. The record is from RefSeq and is a predicted model, not a curated record. NCBI's taxonomy places the organism in Eukaryota, Metazoa, Arthropoda, Insecta, Hymenoptera, Vespidae.